GAAGGCACUGGCCACCGAGGGGCCCUCCCUCCCCCGGAAGAAGCCACCGGAGACUGGACUUUUUGCUUUCCCUUUUCGGUUUGCUGUGGCCCCAAACAGAGCUUCUGCCUCCCAAACAUGGCACCGGAAUAGGAACGCCUCCCAGAGCGGCCUCUGCAGCCUCCCGCGGCGGCUCCCGGCCCGGGGCUUCCCUGCCCGGUGCUCCACGGGGAGGGGCUCUGUGCGCGAACCUACCGGUGUCCACUGGGGAACCCCGCUCGGCUCCCAGGCGCCCUCCCUGCAGGACACGCACCCCGAUGUCUCUGCCACUCGCUAAAGGAUCCCCAUCCUUCUUGCCCCCAACACUUCUCUCUCUCUUCCUCGGUCUCCAGAGCCCUUGUUUUUAGCGUAUUUCUCCCCCGAGACCCCUGACCCCCCACACCACUGCUCCUCCCUUAAGCCCUCAGGGUCCCUUCGAAGGCCGGGGAGGGCCUGCCUGCCUGUGGAUGCGCGCCUCCUGUUCUCUCCCACCCCCACUCUGUGCCCUGAUGCCCACCCGCAUUUUUUUGUCUGUCCCUUGGGCACCAGAGGUUAACACGUUUAUUGUCUUGGAGUCCAAGUGGCCUUGGCGCCAGCGCUUCCUUUGAAGUGGCUGGGAGCCCUGUGAUCCCUCUUUCUGUGUGUCAUGGUACCUUUGGGUUUAAGGAAUUGUUUCGGAAAUAACAUCUGAAUUUCAUUUUUAAAGGGGGUUUAUGUCUUGCGAGUGAGAUCAUUAUGUUUUCAGCUGUCUUGUAGUAUCCUGCACACAUCUGCACAUCAAGCAUGAGGACGCGUUCGUCGUGAGCGAAUUUCUGGCGCUGAGCCUCCAGGACCUUUCCAGCCAUCCUGGCUCCUUCUCCUCACUCCUGUGGUGCUUCGAGUCAGGCCCUCACAAGGGACUGGGGUCCCAUUUCCGCCCGGUUUCAUAUGAAACAUCUCCCUAAAGGUGGAUGCGCCCUUUACUUCCCUCCGCUUCCCGCAGGCCAGACAGUACACCGUCACACUGUCACACCCGGAAAAUAGGACCAGCACGUUUUUCACUUUGCAGACCAGGAGACUGACUUGGGAGGGUGCAAGGACGUGCCCAGCCCUGGCUGGUGACGGGCCCAGAUUUGUCAUUGGGGCUCUUGCUACAUCUGCGCAAACUGCAUUUCUCCUGAGUGGCAGUCUCAAAGGGCCACAUUUUUAUGCUCUGCGUUUCCUAAAGCACCGGGCACGUGACACAGCGCCGAGCCCCGGAGAGAGGCACCCCCGGCCCAGACAGUCCGACCUUGGCUGGCUGGAAGCCAGCUGCGGAGGCCCCUCUACUCCCUGGUCUCUGGUUGAAGGGAGACGUUGCCACUGUCCCCACAGAGAAGGCCGGCGGUUCCGACAGUAUGGGGAGUGUCUAGGAGCCGGCCACGCUGCUCGGGGCCCGGAAGAUGAGGGACAGCUGAGGCGAGAGGCCGCUGGAACCGGAGGGAGGAACGGUGGCUUGUGGGGCACAGGACCUGCAGAACGGGGCGGAGAGGGGAGCGGGAGGAAGGGGCCGGGGAGGCAGGAAGGCCUUCGGGCCGCCCCCGGGACGAGCCGCCCUCCACAUGGCCGCCAAGCAGGCUGCUGGGAGGGGCGCGGGGGAGAAGCGCAAGCGGGUGGUGCUGACGCUGAGGGAGAAGAUGGACGUGUGCGCGCGCCUGGAGAAAGGCGAGAGCCGCCGGGCGCUGAUGCAGGAGUACAACGUGGGCAUGUCCACGCUCUACGACAUCCGGGCCCACAAGGCCCAGCUGCUGCGCUUCUUUGCCAGCUCCGACUCCAGCAAGGCCCUGGAGCGCCGGCGCACGCUGCACACGCCCAAGCUGGAGCACCUGGACCGCGCGCUGUACGAGUGGUUCCUGGGCCAGCGCGCCAAGGGCGCGCCCGUCUCGGGCCCCAUGCUCAUCGAGAAGGCCAAGGACUUCUACGAGCAGAUGCAGCUUACCGAGCCUUGCGUGUUUUCCGGCGGGUGGCUGUGGCGUUUUAAGGCCAGACACGGCAUUAAGAAGCUGGACGCGUCCAGUGAGAAGCAUGUGGCUGACCACCAAGCAGCCGAGCAGUUCUGCGGGUUUUUCCGGAGCUUGACCUCGGAGCAUGGCCUGACACCAGAGCAGGUUUACAACGCCGGGGAGACUGGCCUCUUCUGGCGGUGCUUGCCGGGUCCCGCCCCUGAGGGGGCCGCGGCGCCUGGCGGCAGGCAGAGCAGAGACAGGCUGACCGUCCUCAUGUGUGCCAAUGCCACGGGCUCCCACAAAAUCAAGCCCUUGGUGAUCGGGAGAUGCAGCGGCCCCCGGGCUGCCAGAGGCACCCCGCACCUGCCAGCGGCCCACCGGGCUCACGGCGACGCGCGGGCGGACCGGGCGGUCUUUUCCGACUGGUUCCAUCACAUCUUCGCUCCGUCGGUGAGAGAGCACUUCCGAGGCCUGGGUCUGCCCGCAGACAGCAAAGCCAUCCUGCUGCUGGACAGUUCCCGGGCCCACGCGCAGGAGUCCGAGCUGGUGUCCGACAACAUCUUCACCAUCUUUCUGCCGGCCAGCGUCACCUCCUUAAUCCAGCCCAUGGACCAGGGCAUCCGACGAGAUUUCAUGAGGAAUUUCGUGAACCCCCCCGUCGCGCUGCAGGGCUGCCACCCACGCUACAGCAUGAACGACGCCAUCUGCAGCGUGGCCUGCGCCUGGGACGCCGUGCCGGGCGACGUCUUCAGCCGGGCCUGGAGGAAGCUGUGGCCCGCGGCCGCGUUGGCCGAAGGCUCGUCCUCCGAGGAGGAGCCCGAGCACCCCAGAAGCAAGCCUCACGACCAUACCUUCGCGCACGUCCUGGAGCUCGGGAGAGAGGCCGUGUCCCGCGCGAGCAGCAGACUCCACGGCAGCGCGGCCACGGAGAGGGCUGGGCCCGGGGGCCGG
Messenger RNA from Pteropus alecto (black flying fox), 2933 nucleotides. It is a transcript of the gene JRK, whose product is annotated as Jrk helix-turn-helix protein. The record is from RefSeq and is a predicted model, not a curated record. The annotation marks the transcript as partial. NCBI's taxonomy places the organism in Eukaryota, Metazoa, Chordata, Mammalia, Chiroptera, Pteropodidae. Gene Ontology annotation, cellular component: nucleus. The transcript has 2 exons. Gene Ontology annotation, molecular function: DNA binding.